AGAGAGGGAUGGAGGUGAGGAAGGUGAACGAAUUAGACAACAGUAAGGAUGAUGAAGUUAUGCUCCCAGGGUUUCGGUUUCAUCCAACGGAUGAAGAGCUUGUUGGGUUUUAUCUUCGACGGAAGGUGGAGAAGAAACCAAUCAGUAUUGAACUAAUCAAACAGAUCAAUAUCUACAAAUACGAUCCAUGGGAUCUUCCAAAAGUCAGUACUGUGGGGGAGAAAGAGUGGUACUUCUUUUGCAUAAGAGGCAGAAAGUACAAGAACAGCAUAAGACCCAACAGGGUCACAGGGUCUGGAUUUUGGAAAGCUACCGGCAUAGAUAGGCCAAUAUAUUCUGUUGGAGACACCAAUGACUGCAUUGGCCUGAAGAAAUCGCUAGUCUACUACAGAGGGAGUGCAGGAAAAGGCACCAAAACUGAUUGGAUGAUGCAUGAGUUUCGUCUUCCUUCAGGAGGGAAAACUGGCAACAGUCCCAACUCCAACAACGCCACACAAGAAGCCGAAAUCUGGACACUAUGUCGAAUUUUCAAGCGAAUUGUGUCAUACAGGAAGUACACACCAGACUGGAGAGCAACCCCAUCUAGCAAACAAAGCCCAACUGACUCAUGUUCUCAAACAUGCAGCCUUGAGUCGGACAACAUAGAUAACUACAAGAAUUUUGGUGCUCAUCAAGUGGUUCAAGAGAUUGAGAAGAAGCCAGCUUUUAAUCACAUUGAUGAAAUGAAUCAAUUGUUACCGAAUCAUUUGAACCCAAUAGCUCAACUUCCAUCUGCUACGCUCUACUCAAGCUUUCCAAACACCAAUAGCUAUGAAUUCAUCAGAGAGGGGAACUGGGAUGAGCUCUCAUCAGUAGUAGAAUUGGCACUCGACCCCAACCUUCUAUAUGGUUGUAGAUAAAUUAUAAUGAAGGCUUAAUUUUGUAUUGUAAGUAUAUAUUAUAUAUGGUUGACAAUCCUUAGAUACAUAGAAUAAUGCCUGGAUGGCUGGAUGGGGUGGGAUGAAGUAGAUAGUUAGUUUUGUUGGAUUAUUCAAAGCUGAAUGGAUUUUACUCUUGA
This is a messenger RNA of Nelumbo nucifera (sacred lotus), 1057 nucleotides long. Its product is annotated as transcription factor JUNGBRUNNEN 1-like. Gene Ontology annotation, molecular function: DNA binding. Lineage: Eukaryota; Viridiplantae; Streptophyta; Magnoliopsida; Proteales; Nelumbonaceae. The record is from RefSeq and is a predicted model, not a curated record. Gene Ontology annotation, biological process: regulation of DNA-templated transcription.